CCGCCGGUAGAGCCCCUGCUCGGUGGGAGCCUCACCCGGACUGGACGCCGCAGAAGCCGGAGCUGGAGUGCCCUGCACGGCCGCGGUUUAUUGCGUUCCCAGCCCCUGGAGAGGGAUCGUGACAGAACGGCUCGGGUCAAGGGAAAUCACUCGACGCGUUUGUUUUGAUUCUUCUACGUCCGGCUGGUUUUCCCGCACACAAGCCGCCAUUUUGUCAAAUCGUGUACAAAUGUCACUUCGGCUCCCGGAGGUGUCAGGCGCUCCGUGUUUUGCCGCCGCCUCCUCGGCUCGGAGGGAGCAGUGGGGAAAACAAACAGGUCGGCCGGAGCAAGAGAGGUAACCGGCUGGAUGUGGAGCUUCUCUAGCGGCGAAUGAAUCGUUUUCGCGGCGCAAGGCUUCGGUCCGGUGCUCACUCCCAGCUCCGCGGCGGUGUUCCGGUGCUUCUGAAUGCGGCGCCGUUCGGAGUUGUCUCCCUUCCGAGCAUGUUGCCGCUUUCUAACAUUUUGUCAGGGCUGUCGGGGCGCGUAGUCUACCCGCUGCGGUUUUGUGUUUUUCGCGACGUUGUUUACCGGCUAUAAUUCGACGGUUAAUGGUUCUGCACCCGCUCUGAAUUCAGCGAGACGCUUGCCCCUUUUUUUUGUUUACUUCCCCUCGACAUGCACACGAGGCGCUUGGUCAAGCGGUCGAUCCUCGGCAGCCGCGUCUAUGCGCCGAGUCCGACCGGGGACGGGGCUCCGGUGACAGGAGUGGUCCAGGCUGUCAAGCAGGAAAACAGGGACGUGUCGGCCGCGGGACUCCGGCGCAGCGUCUACACGGUGCUCAUGCAGGACGGGAGCCUCAAGGAGUUCUCCGAGGAGGAGCUGGCGGCCGGGAUCAACCACACCGCGGCCAAGGGGCCGCUCAGAUCCAGCCUGAAGCAGAGCUCCAGCAAUGGAGCUCCAGAGGGCCACAGGAUGAACGGCGGCUCCCUCAGCCCAGAGGCGGUGGAGGAGCAUCGGUUGGCUGACAGCAAGCGCGUUGGCCGGGACCCCGACACCCGAUCAGUGUCCCUGCUAGAGCAGAAACGCAAAGUGGUCUCGUGCAGCAUUGAUGUGCCUCACGCAAGGCGGUCGGAGGAGGAAGUGGACAUGGACAAGGUGACAGCCGCCAUGGUACUGACCAGCCUCUCCACCAGCCCAUUGGUCAGGAGUCCACCUGUCAAAGUCAGCGACGGUCUAAGUGGUUCGUGGAAGGACAACGGCUCAGUGGGACCUUUUACCCCGUCAAGCAACAGCUCUUCAGGGGGCUACUGGAGCUGGUCUGCCCCCAGUGACCAGUCCAACCCUUCCACACCUUCCCCGCCGCUCUCUGCCGACAGCUUCAAGCCCUUCAGAGUACCCAGCCUAGGCGGCGUGGGGCCCGGCCCCGCAGGACCCGAAGACCCGAGCCUGGAUGAGCAGGACGGCAGCAGUCUGCUCUUCGAUGAGCCCAUCCCUCGCAAGCGCAAGAACUCAAUGAAGGUGAUGUUCAAGUGCCUGUGGAAGAACUGUGGCAAGGUGCUGAGCACUGCCGCCGGCAUCCAGAGACACAUCCGCACCAUCCACCUGGGACGCAGCUGUGACUCGGACUGCAGCGACGGCGAGGAGGACUUCUACUACACGGAGAUCAAGCUCAACACGGACUCGGUGGCCGACGGGCUCAGCAGCCUGUCCCCGGUGUCGCCCUCCGUCCUCUCUCCCCCUCCUCCUCCUCCCCCUGCUCCUCUCCCUCCCAUCGGCCUGCCGCCCGACACCCAACGGCCCCAGCAGCCCACUGACCCCAAGGAGCCUCACGCUGGCGGCACCACCCCCCUCAGCCGCUCGGCGCCCAGCGCUCUCUACCUCAUCCACACGGACCACGCCUACCAGGCCACAGCUCCAGUGUCCAUCCCGUCCAGCAACGGUAACUCAGCCGGCUCGGGCUCCACCAGCUUCACUCCCACCAACAGCUCCAGCUUCAGCAUCUCCUGGCAGUCACCGCCCGUCACUUUCACCGGGAACAUGGUGUCUCCCAGUAAAAGCCAGGGUUUUGGUGAACAGCGCUCCCAGACCAUCGCCGUCCUCUCCUCCCCUCCCAGAGCCACCACCGCCCUCAGUCGGAAGGUGCGCGGCGAGGGGAAGAAGUGCCGCAAGGUGUACGGGAUGGAGAACCGCGACAUGUGGUGCACCGCCUGCCGCUGGAAAAAGGCCUGCCAGAGAUUCACCGACUGAGCGUACCCAGCCGACGCCGCGCCACCGGGCACUGCUGCCUUUCGCCAGAGAAAAGUUGGGGGUGGGGCCAUUUUGCAUGCAUUUGGUUUUCUUCAGCUCCAAAUCUCAACCGUCCGUCAGCACACAGGCUCCGUCCCUGUACUCGCCCCCCCCCUCUCCCUCUCAGCUCCACCUGUCCAUUCCAGCUGUGGAAGCAACCGCAGGACGGCGCAGGAGUCAAACUUUCCCAUUGCCGUCCAUGAUUCCCAGCACUGCCUCGCCAUUUCCAUUGCUCCCAGUUUUGGGAAAAAACCCCAGUGCAGCUAAACAGUGUAAAGAAGAAAAUGUAUCUAAAGAUUUCUGCCGUUUUUUGUUUUUUGUUGGGUUCAGUGUUGCAUCUUUCUAUGUUUUGUAAAAAUUCAGUUUUUUAACUGGAAAGUCUUGUCGAAGGUCCAGAAUAACGGCCAACAGCUUUUUUGGUGUGUUUCGUCGAAAGAAAAAGAAAAAAUCUUUUUUUAUCCAAAAGAAGAAUGAGUCUCUUUGCUACAGUUUUUGAAAAAUCCUUGAAAUGAAACAGCGUGGAGGUAAAGCUUGCCGUUUUUUUGUUCUUCCUUAAAGUGUUCAUCUCUUGUUUCAUUUCUGACGUGUUUUUCGGGGGGGACAUUUUUUCUCUCUGACGUCACCAGACUGUCGCCCGCUCCCCUGACAAAGGCCCUGGAGGGGAAUGUACAGCAGAACACGGGGGGAGGGGCCUGAUCGACAGGUGGAGAGACAGGGAAAUUGAAAGAUCGAUGCAAAAAAAAAAAAAAAGGACACAAUUUACAGUCAGGGAAAGUAGACGGGCCGUGCCAGUGAUUUACCACAUGAAUCCGCAGCAGACUCACACAAUCCUUAAAGAAGACGGAAACUGUUUUUUACGUCACUUUUUUACCCGGAUUGAUUCGUUUUCUUUGUUUUUAUCAGGGAUGUGAUUCUAAAGAAAGCCAAAUCCAGCAGCUACAACUUGGGGUUCUACUGUAAACAGCAGCACUAUCUCCACAGAUCCUCUCCUUCAUCACAACUUUACAACCAAAAACUCUUCAUCCUGUUUUUUUAAUCCUGAUACGGUGCCAUGUUUACUAUUGUCGAUGUGAUUUUUUUUUUGUUGAUUUUUUUCUAACCGAGACUGUUUACCUACCAGCUGGCGGGGGUUAAAGGACUUUCCUGAGAUCACUGGAAGCAUGAAGUCGGUAGCGAAAGGAAAAGAUCAGCAUCUCUCACCACAUCCAGAAAGACGCAGUGCCCUCCUCCUCCUCACCCAAACUUUUACACCUUCCCCAAAGGGAACAAAAUAACUCUUGUGUUUACGUUUCGCCACAGAGGGGCGCUCUGAUCAUCUGUUAACCAGAGGGGGGAGGGCUGCAAACCAAAAGUGAGGCACUUGCACUGUACGUGUAUAACGGAGCACUUGGUAUAUUUGCUUAAAACCUGUGGUUACUUUUAGAGAGUUCAGAUAUCUUCCACUGGACUCUCUAUUUCCAACGUCCCCGGUUGUAAAAGGAUGUAACGGCAAAAAAAAGAAGCCAAUAUGGCUUGUCCCCCUUUACUGAACAAUUCUUCGCUCAAAAAAAAGUUAUAAGCACUUGAUUAUUUGUUGUGUAAUGUGCACUGCACCUUUUUUCUCCUGCGCUUGGCGUCGUGCAAGCAAAGCGUUGACUCGAGCUUUUUCGUCCGAGUCCUGGUUACCUGUUACUGAAAGAGGUCAAGAGAUGGGAUUGGUGGAAGGAAAUGGUCUCCAUCAGAUUUUUUUUCAUUUGAAUGUGUCUAUUUGAUUUCUGGCUUGAUGGCGGGAAAUGAAACCACGAAGCCAAAUAGUUUACAGAUAUUCACUUUGCAGCGAUAGACGGACCAACUCUUAUCACCGGGAGCCGCUCUAUACUUAAUACAACGUAGUGAACGUGAUCCUGAAAUGUACCCAGCAACAGGAACGUGGUGAUUUUUUUAUGUUCUCGCAUUUACUCUCUGCAUUACGUGAAAUUUGUUUGAACGCACACUGAUCUCUUUAUCAGGAUUUCUGUCACACGCAAUCAUUUUACACCAGAAUUAUUCAAAACCAACACCAGCUAAUAAACUCACCCACACACGUUAUCGCCCGUUUUCACCUUCAGUACUUCUGCACCUGAGAGUCGUAGCUCUGUUACGUUUGCUCAACUCGUUCUGUUUUUGUCUAUUUUUCUUUGUAGUCUGUCCGUGUGUAUAUAUAUAUAUAUAUAUGUGUAGUUCUUGUGUUCUCUCUAAGCUCCAGUACCUCGGUCAUUUCAUUACGAACAACACAGGUUCCAGUGAGGGAAUAAUGUACCGUUCAACCUGAGUGUAGGGAUAGGCCUUAAAGUCAAAAAAUAAUAAUUGUGCUUCUAUGUCCUUACAUUGAUGUUUCGGUAAGAAAUAUUUAGAUGAUCUCAAAAAACGGAUUUUCCAUUGUAUUAUGUGAAUGUAUUAUUGUUUAAGAAAAGACAAAUAUAUAUAUAUAUAUAUAUAUAUAUAUAAAAGAAAAAAACAUGUUGGAAUUUAACUCAAAGCAGAAAAAGAUGUUGAUUUGGCUGUUUUUAUUUUAAUUUUUUCAUAUAUAUAUAUAUGAAUAUAUAAACUGUUUAUUCAUUUUUAUUUUUCAUGUUCUGCUGAGUUUUGGAGGGACAUAUUUUACAGAGCGAGCCGAGCUUGUUAUGCUCUUUUCAGCGAGUGUGACCCGCAUGCUCCCACCUGGAGCUGCCUCACGUCACCGCUCGGCCCCGCUCACUGCUCCAAAAGCAGCUGAUUAAAACCUGCAUCUUAUUUCCACUUCUCUUCUCCCUGUGUCACGCAGGCCCACUCGCAAUUAGUUUGAUUGACACCUCGGUGUGUGGUUUUUCUUUUCGCGCCCACGUGUGUGUGUGUGUGUGUGUGUGUGAGAGCUCACACACACGAGUUGUGAAUGUGAAAGAGCCUCAGGGCGAAGCACACGGGCUGCCACUGAGCCCCGGUGCUCUCCUCCCGUGGAGUUACACACCUUUAUCAAGUGGCCUGUGGCACUUUCCCUGUCCGGGUGUGUGCAGGUCGAGUCCACCACGACGGCAAACCAACGCUUACGAGCUCAAGGAUGUUUUUGUGGGUAGAGACCUCAGUGGCCACACGCGGCUCAUGUUUGAUUUCUUUCUUCUUUUUCUUUUUUUUGUUACUCCAUGCACUUCCCACUGCUCCAUGUUUGUGUUCAGACCAUCUCCUCCAUUGGUGCUUGGAAACAUCUGGCAGCCAAUCGGAUCCCGUCGGGGGUUCUGUCCAGGAACAAGUCACCGACCGCCCAGAGGUUUAGGCAGCUAAUUUCAAAAGCUCAUUGAUGUGUCGAUCAAAUAAAAUGUGACCAAAAUAAGCUCAACUUCCACUUUGACAUGAGAUGAAUCCAAAUUACCUUGAAAGGAUAUUUGCUGCCAUUUUUCUCAAACCCCGUCCAUGUCCUCAUAAAUCAGUGAGGAACUCUGGGAUUUGUUCGUGGACUGUGACCCGGCCCGCGUUGCAGUGGUUGUACUGAAAACAUCUCGGCCCCAUUCACUGCCAGUGGUACAAAGAUGGCCUUAGCAUGACGGUGCUUUCAGAGACGCUCAACCCGGCUCCGUCCCUGUACACACUGGUGCUGCGGCCUCGGCAGGGGGAGAAAUGGAGGUGCUAUAUUCCCAUGCAGUGCUGUUUCUCCCCGUGUGUCGUCUGAUCAUACUAACUCCAUUUUGUACACAUUAUAUGUUAUGCUGUAGAACAUGAAAAUAAAAAACACCCUGCCUAAAAUCUGCUGUCCCAGCACGAGUUAGUUCAGGGCAAUCGCCCCAAACCCCUCUGUCCUUUCUCCUGCUUCCUCAUCAGUUCUCAUGGUUUUUGUUUUGGUGUUUCCUCAUGUCGGGUUCACAUCUGUAGAUAAUGAUGAUCUGCAGAUGUUUUAUUUAGAAAUUCAAACAUCCCACACAACGACAGAUCAUUCAUGAAUUUAGAAUCAGUGGUCGAGUGGUUUUAUCUGCUUGUCCUGCAGCUUUUGACCGUUUUACACAGUCUUCAUCAGUAGAUUGAGUUUAUCAGUUGUCAUCAAACUAUAGAUGAUGAACUUUCUACGAGUCUGUCAGUUAAUAACAACAGAUUAAAUUUAAUCUACUCGAGUAUUAGCAAAAUAAACCUGAAGCUACAGGACUCGUUCUGCAGAGCAACAAAUGUCACUGUAUUGGAUUAACUGGAUUAUUACUGGAUUAUAGUUAUCAUAGUUUGCACAUGUUGCAACUAGUAAACCUGGAUCUAAUAUUCACUUCCUUAUAGAAGCCACCUGCCAGAUGUAUUGGAUGACAAAUAUAAAAUAGCUUUGUGUUAAAUGGAAAUACUCAAACCUGUGAGAGACUUUUGCUGAUGCAGACCAUGUAGUUCAGUCGAAAGCCCCAAAGGAAACAAGUGAUAAAUGGGUCCUGAGGUUUCGUGUCGACUUAAAUCCACAUUAUUUUUUAUAUUUUACUUUACACGUACUUUUUUGUAAUAAUAAUAUUACCACCCGAAGUUUCAGUUGGUUCUCAAAAGUUUCCAACAUUUUAAUAUUUGGUCGUUAAAUCCGUAUCCCAGAGUCCAGCAGGUCUUAAACUUUAACCAGCAGAUGAACCCUCUAGAACUGUUGGUUAAUUUAGGCCCAAACUGGCAGAUAAAGAUGGAUAACGACACUUUUACAAUCUUUUCUCCCAAAUUACCCAAACAUGCCAUAUGGUGUCAUCCUGCAAGAUCUGAUCGUCUAUAACUUAUUCAUAUCUGAGCCGAGCUGAAACCUGCAGGGAGCCAGCAGCUAAACACGAAUGCAGAAAACGGGCUGGCGUUAUAAACAUGUUCGCGCCCCAGAAUUAAAACUGGCAUCAAAGAAGCACAACAGGCGGCCUUGUUGCUCCACUGAGGCUGAUAUGAAUAUUUAGUGCGCGAGGCCUAUUUUGUUUUCAGAUGGAGGAGCAGUUGCUGGUGUGGCUUUUGUUCUCUGGUGUGUUGACCCCUCCCCCCCCCUUACGCUGCCUCCUAUUAACGGGCCGAGCGUUCAGCUGUGAUUUAUAAGUGGAAUAAAAUAAGAGAUAGCAUUGUUCUGCUUACGGAUGGCAUAAAAAUCUACUUGUGAGUUACGAGGGAUCCUUGAUGUGUACCUCCUGGCACACACACACACACACACACACACACACACACACACACACACACACACAUUAUGCCCAUGCACGCUUGUCCAACGCAGCUACUGAGCAGUGAUGGCUUUAACAGCAGUUCAUGUGUUGACAGCUUUAUAAGAAUUUAUGCGUUAUGUCCCUGAUCCUCGCCGAGAUCAAUACCUCACACAUGACAAGUCUUGUUUGUGACAAGAGGCUCAUUAUAUCCAACCUUAGAUCAUCCGAGUAGAGCUCCAUAUAUGCUACAGUAUAUACAGAUUAAGGAGCAGUACAGUAUAUCUAAGCUAUAGUUUCAGUGUAUCAGUAUAUCCACGUGACGUCCCUGACUUUAAAAUUCUCAGAAUCCCUUUUUAUUUCCCUCUUUGCUCUGCUCCAUCAACUCCAGGAGGGGAAGUUAAAGUGACGGGUUGUGCCUUUAGUCGGGAGGCCCUCACACUUCUUCUAGCAGGCGAGGAAACAUGUGAGCAGAUGCCCACAGGGUUGUUUUCCUCCCUGCUGACCUGUAGCCCCUUCACUCUGCCCCUUUCCUUGGCUCUGCAGUGACACGGGGCUGACAGCAGGGGGCGCUCUGCAGAGUCAGACAUGUAAUUAGUCAUAUUUUAAAUCCUGCAAAAUAAUAAACAACCGUGCAACCCGAGUAGUCAUAACAUUGCCUUGCAUGACCGUGAGUAUAGACCGCGUUAUCAGUGUAUCUGUGAAGUGUCCAGGUCCCAACCAACCGUGGAGCCAGUUUCCGUGGCAACCGUGCUGAUGGGCAGGUUUAUGGGUCCCUGCUCCUAUUGUCAAUAAAAAAAAAAAAUGUUAAAAGCGGAUGGGCCCUCCCUCCAUCCUUCAUUCAUUCAUUCAGGAAUGUGGAAGAGGAGGAGGAGGAGGGUGGAACACGGGGUGAAAUGGCCUCUGCGAACACUCUGAGGUUUCAGGGGAUUCCCUGACGUGACGUCCUCAGUCCGUGUCUCCCGGAGCCGCUUCACCCUCGUUGUGGUUUUCUCUGGAGGAAACAGGAGUCGUGAAUGUGCCUUUAUGAGAGUUUCUGGAGUGGACCUCACUCUGCUGUGUGGAGGUGUGUUGCUGUGACGUGUAGGGCCACAGCGACGAUGGACGAAUGUCUCUGGUGCUGGCUAGUCUGAGUUCUGCUUUUUUUUUUCUUCCAUUUCAAAGAUGUGCGAUGCAAAGACAUGUCCUGUGUCCUGUGUUCCGAGGCUCCUUUGGCCCUUUUCUUGGUUCUACAGAUGUUUAAAUCAAGGGUGACUUUUCCACUCUUUGCUGUAAACUUUUUAUUUUUGAUCCAAACUUAUGAAGAUACUGUGUCUCUGUGUUCUUUUUUGUUUUCUGUCGCUUCUUUGUUUUCCCAAACAUGGCUCCUCUCUCCCUUUUGUACAAGGGCUUGUAAAUAAAUGUGCGUCCAUGUGAAGAAAUCCCCUUGUUGUGGUGCAAUCUAGAAAUGUUUGGGAAAUCAAGAAGGCCUCGUUCAGUUCACCGCAUGUGAAACAGUCGGUGAGAUGAUCCUUUUUUUUUUUAGUGCGGAGCCACUAACUGGGAACCUGAAAAAGGCAUCACCCGCUUUCUGUGUGAAGGAAGGUGAAUGAUAAUAAAAAAUAAUAAUAAUGUGUCAAUAGGCGGAGAGAGAGAUGAAGAAAAACACUCAUCGGCCUGAAUUCUAUUAUUGGAUUUGAAUAUUAACUAAAACAUUAAGGGGAAAUGAUUAUUUCAGGGUGUUGGUGCCGCGGUUUAACUUGAAUAUGCAACAGAGAGAGAGAGCGUUGACCCGCCCUCUCUCUGAACUGGAUCAUCUCAUUGGCUGUUUUAUAAUCUGAUUACAAUCAUAUAGACCUCAAGAACUCAAUGACUGUCGCACUGGAUUUUUACACUUUUUUCAAAUGGUAUAUAUACAGUACUCUAUACUAUAUGCUCUGGUCUAACUGUAUUUUUUAAUACUGCAUGUGCAUGCAAAUAAGGAAAUGAUGGAAUACAUGACUUUAUAUAAAUGUGCUCUAUUUGUGCUGUGGCGGCCACGACGGGGGGGUUGAGAGCAGCCGGGAUCAGCCUCUAUUUUGUUUUCUUCAAACGCUCAAACUAAUAAUAAUAUCACUUCUCAAAGUUACAUACUCAAAUAAAAAACACACAAAAAAACAAAACAACAUAAAAAUAUAGGCUUUGAUUCAAAGGAUGCUACACAACCGCUCGCUGAUUGGUUCUUUUCGGUCAUGACUUAGCCUUCGCUGAUUCAGGCUCCUAUCACAUCAUCCUCUUCCAGUGGUAAAUUACCAGCAUCAGCCUCGGGUACCAGUGUAGAACACAACGUGGAUAAUCAAUUACUUUACAUUAAGUGUUACUGACCCUGUUGUCUUUGCAAACAGCUGUUGUGCAGUUAAAUUCUGCAUUUUACAACGAUACAACUACAACAUACGUAGGAGACGAUUAUUUGAGCAAUCUGCGACAAUUCCAGUGUCCAGCAGGAUCCACAUCGUUAGUCUUCAGUUAAGAAUCUGGAACCGUUAAAAGUUUCCUGCCUGAGGAUCUCAAGUGCGAGCAGGGUUGCAUGAGGACAAAGGAUCUGCGAUACACCGAGGAGUCAGACCAGCUACACAGGAUAUUCUGCUUUUCAAAACUUAAGAUUGGUGCAAGAGAAGAAAUCCUAGUCUCUCUUAUUUUUCAACGCUGCACAAGAGGUUUCAAAGUACCUGCGACUCCCCACUGCCACACACCAAUUUGUCACAGUGUCGAGUGGAGCUCUCUCCAUCCGUGUUGUGUGUGUGUGUGAACAGUUCGCCGGUCCUGGGAGAGUCUGGCGGGAGGCCUUGUGGAAGACAGAUCAUUAGAGGCCGUGCACUUCCCAGCGAGCGGUGCCAGCGGGAGAUAUGGAGAAGUCUGAAGGAGUGUGAAGUGGGAUUUGUUCUCCCUCCUCCCGCAUCAAUGACCCCGUGAUAGCUCCACUGAAGACACUCUGAGAGGUGAUGGAAGGAAGUUAGAUUCACGUAGCUCUCGUCAAACAUAAGGGAUUAUUCUUAAAAACACAUUUAAAUCAGUUAGCAGCUUUUACUUCUUUUCCUCGGCUGUGGCUGCUCUCCACCCCGAUGAGUCGUGUUGGCCCCACAGUAUUUUACGUUUUCUAUCCCUUUGAAGCCUCUAAACGUAAAUGUUUCUUGUGGGUUUUUAAUUCCAGACUGUGAACUAAAUUGUAAGAUCUGUUCAGCAGAUCGGAGACACAGCUGGGUUGUGAAAUGUUAACAAAAACUUCUUGAACAGGGAUGAUGAUUUCAGGGGCAGGGGGGGGGUUACUGUCGCUCUCCUAAUUUCAUUAACAGGGUCCAUUCAUCCAUUCGUGUGUUCAAGGAAUACUCUGGCAUUUUGGGAAACACGCUCUUGCUUUCUUGUGAGGAGUUGCUCAUAUUAUGGUUCAAGGGUUAGGUAUACGCUGGUAUCUCAAACACUGUCAGCUCCAAUAGGGAUACUUGUCUCCCAGAGCCUCUCCGUGUACCGCGCCGCCUGUUUCAUAUUUAUGCCGAGAAGAUACGUCUGCGAGGGGCUUUAAAAACCCGCGGGAUGAGCUCCAGCACGAGUCCCGCGGGCCUCCUUCCUCUGGGUCAUCAGGAGUAGCGGAAAUGUUUUCGUGGCUGGAGGAUGAAUGAGAUGACGUUUAUCACUCGGUGCUGAAAGGAUGGAGGAUAGGAUACGGCUGAUGGAGGAAAUUAGGUCAGACACUUUUGGGAGGAGCAAGCUAUUUCUAAAUUGGUAGGCCCCCAAAACCCUCCACCACCCUAUUUUUUUUUUCAGUCCACCUUUAGGCAAAAGCAGCUGCAACAUUUAUCAUCAUUUAUCAAGUGGAAUUUAUUAGAAAAGCAUUUGAAUAUGCAACUAAACAUCUCGGUUGAAAACAUUUGUUUUAAUCUUUCAUCUGUACCUUUUGGGCAGGACCUGAUAUUACACAAACACACACACACACACACACACACACACAGUAUGAGUGAAAGAAAAUCCUCUCAUCAGGACGUUGUGUUGCUCAGUGCUGCGCGACAUAUGUCCCCGCGGCUUCGGGUCUCAUCCUGCGAUGAUGCAACGAGUUUGCCGGUGGAGGCCGCUCGCAUCUCGCCAGGCCGCUGGUGCAAAUGCACAGCUCCGCCAAGGAGUCGUUAACAUCAAAUGUGAGCGUGUGUGUGUAUGUGUGUGUGUGUGUGUGUGCACAAUAUGAGACCAUAGAGUUUGUGUUUCCACUGACCACCCAAGGUAUGUCCCAUCUGCUCAAUGUAGCAUGUACACCUCCUCCUGUUUGUCUGUUUGUGUGAGAGAAGUCUGAGCACAAAAGUGUGUGUGUGUGUGUGUGCAUGCACCUCUACUCCCUACAAAGCCUCUGAAGUCAUUCCUGCACACCUUACAAUGAGCCAGCUGUCAUACCUCGAACAUUACCAGCUAGUAAAGUGACAUACCAUAAUAAAUCUCCCUGUGCCGCCUGCGUGCUUCAUUAUCAUGAACACUGGAAUCUGCGGAGCUUCGUUCUCCAUCACUUCAACAAACUAAAAUGUUAAGUGAAGGGAUUUCACACGUUUACGAUGCUAAACACGAGGUCACGUUACAUGUGGCGUAGGCCCGCUGACGUUCUCCAGGCCGUAGACACGUGGUCGAGCAGUGGUGGCUGUCGCUGCGAGGCAUCCGAGCGGCAGGUUGAGGUGCUGAUGAUUCGAGGCGUCGGUGAGUCAAACUCACAAAAAGAUGUUUGGCAUCUUAGUGGAGCGCGGGGAGCCGUUUCUGUGCACGGAUGUAUCCCAGUCGCUGAAUAAUUGAUGAGGGCGUAUGUGCACAGGCUCCAUCGGUGACCUCGCUUGAUAACCAUCGUUUUCAGGGCGAUGAAGUCGGCAGCUUCCCCUCGCUGUGAGGGCGACCGGAGGUUCAAAGCGAGGGGGGUGGGGAGGGAGGAAAGAGGCUCGUAUGGAUCAGUUCUAUACAAGCGAUAUAGAUUCUUACUCCGGACAAAGAGAUUUUGUUGGCUUAGAGAAAGCCAACAAUUAGAAAGCAACGCGGUUCUACCACAGCAGACACGUCUCAGACUGUACUUCACCAGAUGCUUCUUUCACCAGGUUUAUAAACUCGUCCGUUUGAGAGCAGAGAGAGAAAGAGGCAAGAAUUGUUUAUGACAAAAUACUGUUCAAAGUUCAGAAAUCUCUCUUUUGCUUUCGAGAUUGAUACCAAUAAAAGUAACUAAACUUAGCUUAGCUUAGCACAAAGACAGGAAGUUGCUGUAACCAGCCAAUAAAUAGUCUCCCGUGAAUCAACAUGUUUUUACACUUUUUAUACUGAUUUACCAGAUUUAACCUGACGUGUUAGCGUACCGUGUUUUAUUGGGACUAAUUGGACAGAGCUAACAGUUUCUCCGUUGUUUUUAUGCUAAGCUAAGCUAACAGGCUGCUUUUGUACAAACGCGACUAAAUAAAAGCCAUGAGCGUUUUCCCCAAACUGUCAAUAGUUUAUUUAAAACAAAGAACAUAAAGAGGAGGAUGAUAAAUCAGGUUUGGGACAUUUCCUUGAAGUUUUUUUAUUUUUUACUUUAACCACCUGCUCUCACACCUAUGAAGCCAUGUUUGAACUGAAUGUUCUUUCUCUGCACAUUUAAAACCUGCUUCAUCAUAACAGAGCAGAGUUUAUAUACUGUUCAGGCCUAUUGCAUCUUUUAUCUCAACACACCACACAAAGCACCUGCAAUAUGUAUCUGCUCUGUCACUGUAAACUACUGCACCACUGAUGUUUAGUUUUCCACAGUAUUAUCAAAUGAAUUCUAUAAAUAUAUGAGGAUUUUUCUCCAGGAGGAAGAAUCGAUGCACACUGACUGUUAACUCCAGUUUCUUUUCUUCUCCGGUCUCUGUGUGUAGAAACUGCCAUCGUUCUCGUUGUAAAUGGUGUUUUCUGACAAACGUUCUGGUGCUGUUGUUGUUUGACUCGGUGUGUUACGGCUCAGACCGGCUCCCCAGUGAUCUGUGCCACUGGAGCAUCUGGUUCUGACUGAAUAAAGAUUUUUUUGGCAGCUGUUUGUUA
Molecule: messenger RNA, 13411 nt
Organism: Hippoglossus stenolepis (Pacific halibut)
Lineage: Eukaryota; Metazoa; Chordata; Actinopteri; Pleuronectiformes; Pleuronectidae
Gene: znf704
Product: zinc finger protein 704
Exons: 9
Coding region: 657-2228 (523 amino acids)
Biological process (GO): regulation of transcription by RNA polymerase II
Cellular component (GO): nucleus
Molecular function (GO): RNA polymerase II cis-regulatory region sequence-specific DNA binding; DNA-binding transcription factor activity
Source: RefSeq, a predicted model, not a curated record